Plectropomus leopardus (leopard coralgrouper) is the source of this 1566-nucleotide messenger RNA. Lineage: Eukaryota; Metazoa; Chordata; Actinopteri; Perciformes; Serranidae. The record is from RefSeq and is a predicted model, not a curated record.
AGGAUUUUGGACUGGAAGAGCAGCCCCAGCGCUCGGGCCUGCUGGAUGGGGUGAGCCAGCUGACUGUACGUCUGAGAAGAGAGUUGGAUGACUGUCUGACUCCGGCUGGGCGGAAUCUGCUGGCAUGUCAGUCAGCAGCGCCCCCGUGAGGAAGGUAUGUGCCGCGCAGGGACUCCUCCCCUCCCGCUGCAGAGUUGGGAGCUCUCCCUUUCUGCGGCCAGCUCGCCUUGACAGCCAACACUGGCGCAGAGUCUCAGCGCAAACCUUUACCAUAUUUUUUUGGCAUAUAGCGACAAUUCAUAGCCACACUUUUCACACAUCCUCUUCCGGAGACAAGCGUUGGAGCGGCCUCGUCUAGAAUGGGGAACCGAGACGAUGAAUACGAUUUCUUGUUCAAAGUUGUGUUAAUCGGGGACUCGGGCGUAGGGAAGAGCAACCUGCUCUCUCGGUUCACACGAAAUGAGUUCAACCUAGAGAGCAAGAGCACCAUCGGAGUGGAGUUUGCCACGCGCAGCAUUCAGGUGGACGGCAAGACGAUAAAGGCUCAGAUCUGGGAUACAGCGGGACAGGAGCGCUACAGAGCCAUCACCUCGGCAUACUACAGAGGAGCGGUGGGGGCGCUCUUAGUGUAUGACAUAGCCAAACACCUGACCUAUGAGAAUGUGGAGCGCUGGCUGAAGGAGCUGAGAGACCACGCCGACAACAACAUCGUCAUCAUGCUGGUUGGCAACAAGAGCGACCUGCGCCACCUCAGGGCCGUGCCCACAGAUGAGGCCCGGGCCUUCGCAGAAGAACAAUCUGUGUCAUUCAUAGAAACUUCAGCCUUGGACUCAACAAACGUUGAAGAAGCCUUCAAGAAUAUCCUUACAGAAAUCUACCGCAUCGUCUCGCAGAAACAGAUUGCUGAGCGGUCUGCCCAUGACGAGUCCCCAGGGAACAACGUGGUGGACAUCAGCGUGCCACCCACCACGGACGGCCAGAGGGGGAGCAAACUGCAGUGCUGUCAGAACCUGUAACCCGUGGCACCCGUCCCUCCUCGCCUGGGUCGAUUAUUAAUUGAAAUCCAGUGUUGGUGUGCUUCCAUCCGCCUGGGGUGCAAGUAUUGUCUGAAUCUGCACUUUUUGGAUCCGUGGAGUCAGUUCCGUUAUGCCGCACACGAUCAAUUCCAGAAAGAAGUGUUUGAAUAGAUUUCAAAUUGUAAUCUGACCCAGGUACAAUCUGCUACAUCCCAGUGCAAAAACAGGACUGAUGGUACCGCCUGCGUAGCUGCCACAGUUACCCAUGAUAGAGUAGCAGAAUAGCUUUGCCUGAGACCUUGUAUGCCUAGACAUCUCCCUGGUAGACGGUUAUUGCCACAUGGUGGAGGCCUGCCUGUUUCAGUCGUACCAGCAGUCCUGUUUUUGGGCUUUCCUCUUCCUCGUUCAGUCAUCAUCUCAAAAGUGGUCGUGACGCUGCUGAUGCUUUUUUCAUUUUGUGUAAAAUAUAUUCUUUUUUUGUUUUGAUUUUGAUAGCUUGUCCGCUCACAUACAUUAUAUUAAUGCCAUGAAAUUAAAUUUUACAAUAUUA